AUGGCUGGAAAUGCUAGCGUGCCGGUGCAUGCAAUCCCCAACAAGCCAGCUGGUGACGUGAUUAACCAGAACCUCGCCAGUUCGACUCAAACUGUAGUAGGGGUGCCUAAUCAGCUCGGGGGUGAGCACCUACCACUUGCAGGGUCGACUUUCCAAGGUGGGAAGCUGGGUAUCAACGGCCAACCACCUCCUGCUCAAAGAGAUGAACUUACUACGUCGUUCAGAGACAAUGAUAAGACCCUUGAGACCCUGCCUCCUUUGGUCCCGAAGCAAAUUCUAAAGUAG
This is a messenger RNA of Linum trigynum, 285 nucleotides long. Lineage: Eukaryota; Viridiplantae; Streptophyta; Magnoliopsida; Malpighiales; Linaceae. The record is from the annotation of a GenBank genome assembly.